AUGCGUCUACUCUGUGAGGUCGACGAUUUCAGUCGGCUCAAACGCCAGGCCGAGGCAAACAGCGGUGACGUCACCAAUGAUUAUUUCGAUACGAUCGACGACUUUCGCUUCGAAAAGGAGGACGUCGACGACAAUGAAGAAUAUGAAUCGCCGAUACUCAACGAUAUGGGAUACGAUGACGAGUUGCUCGAUGAAUGGAUAUUCGGAUGUCCGAUGGAAGAUGAGCUCGGAGAGUGUAUAGCUUGUGAACCCUAUCUCAAUAUACCUCGAUCUCUCAGUGAAGUAAAUCCAUUCGAUCUUUUCGGUCUGCUUGGUCACCUGUUGAAGACAAACAAAACACUCAAGACACUCACAUUGAAGAUGGCGAAAUGUGAAUACGAUACGUUCAGACAGCACUUUGAAGACCAUCGAGUACACUAUGAAGACGACUUUGAUGAAGGUCGUUUGUUACGCGCCUACAGAUUUGUAAAAGAUCAAUUUUCCAACUUUUUUAAGAACAGCACUCUUCAGAAGCUGGCGCUCGUCAGAGAUACCGUAAUAUCAAAGAUGGCAGAACCACUCUUUGAAAUGCUCAAAGUGAAUCAAUCGAUAUCGGUGCUCUCUGUAUGCAAGAACCUCUGGAGUAACAGAGCAAUGAGCCCUCUCGUCAACUUUUUCCGUCAAAACCAAAGAAUCCGUCAUCUCGACAUUGGAUUCGUCUUUCAACAGAGAAACCUCGAAAAGAAGGUGAUGGUCUACCCAAAGGUUUCGAAUCCCAAGUUGUAUUCCGCAUUACUCGCCAGCGAUGUACUCGAAACCUUUGUGAUACCAACGGAGCAUAUCAAUCAUACACACGUCCGAGAAUAUCGCUUGAAAACAAAGAAUCUCAAGGUUCUCAUUGCAUCAAACAUCACAACGAAAAAGCAAUUUAGAAUUAUCGAUGAUUUUAGACAAUCUCAUAUAGAUAUUCAUAUCAAAAAUUGA
Messenger RNA from Heterostelium album PN500, 963 nucleotides. RefSeq lists its product as uncharacterized. The coding region runs from base 1 to 963 and encodes 320 amino acids. Lineage: Eukaryota; Evosea; Eumycetozoa; Acytosteliales; Acytosteliaceae. The record is from RefSeq and is a predicted model, not a curated record. The transcript is spliced from 2 exons.